CUGCUCACCAGGCAUCAGAGAGGCAGUGGCUGGUCUGGGAGGAGGAACCAGUGACCCUUUUGCUGAGUGAGUGAAGGAUGGAGGAAGAGACUCAAUCCUACAGCCUCAGCCUCUGCAGUGGCAGCUGUUGUGACCGAGCUGCACCUCUUGUUUCCCUUGCAAAGUUUUGAGCUACCCCUACCCUGAUGUGUAUGUCGAACUCCCUAUGUUUGGCCAUGCAGUGAGUGCUGCAAGGCAGCUGCCCUGCUGCCCUGUCAGCAUCGCUGCCGGGGAAAUCUGCCUGUUGUGGCUCACCCUCGCUCCCGCUCCUCCCCAGCAGCCUGCCUGUGCCAGGAGUCAUCGAGGGAGCGUCGCCUCCACGAGGCAGCGUUGCCCCCUACCAGCCUGGCAGCAAGCUGCUCUGUGCCGCUUUUAUGUGCGCGUCCCUUCCCUCUAGGCUCUAGUCUAUCAGCUGGCGCUUCUACUGUUGCUGAAGGAUGGUGCUUUAGCAUUUCAAAGCACGGUGUAAAAAAAUGUCAGUCCGUGUGGCUUGGUAACUGGGACGUGGUGCUCCCAUGGAGCAAAGCCAGGGUCAUCCUGGUGUCACUGGGAAGUGAGAGGGUAGAUGAGUGUGGUAGGGAUGGGGGAGCUCUCUGGGCAACUAGGGGUGUGAAUGGCUCAGCUGCUGACCCAUAUAUAGUAAGAAAUAUAGCAUGGAGGACUCUGAAUUUACAGCACAUAGCAGUGUGUCUGGCCUGUCACUUUUCCAAGUUUUUUCAGUUCUUAAAAUGUCUUAUGAUGGCAGUGUAGAAAGAGAUUGGCAGCUCUAGACCCAUUUUGUGAGGGAGGAAGACAGAGGGAGGUUUAAUAACAAAGUUUUCUUUUAACUGUGAAGCAGCUCUUUUAGGUGGAAGUCUAAAUGCUUUCACCUAUUUCAGAGUUACCUGCUGCCUCCUGGGUAAGUUUUCCUAUCCCAGGAACACUGCUACUGACAGCACUUAAUGACUGAUCUCAGAUGGUGGGAAUGAGGAACCAGGGGACAUGGAGAGUGAUGGCUUCCCUUUACCCACUUGAUGCAGCCUCUCCUGGGUCUUUGCCUUUGCCAUGUCAAGGAGUCUUAAUGAUGUAUUCCCUCUCCUUUGCGUUCCCCACCUGUCAUCUUGCUAGGAUCUAACUACAGAAUGAACAUAGCAGCGGUGUUUAAUGCCCUGCUCGUGUCUGUCCUCGCUGCUGUGCUAUGGAAAUACAUUAAACUGCGAGAGCAUGUCUUUGUGGUUGAAGAGGAACUGGUCCUCACACGUCAAUCUCAGGAACUCUCUCAGGUUCAGAUUGACUACAAUGCAGCUCUCCAGACACUGGUGGAGGACGGUACCAGGAUGGUGUGUACCGGCAGGAUGCACACGGACCGCAUCUGCCGCUUCAGGUCCCUCUGCUACUCUACUGAGGCAGAGGAGUUUAUCUACUUUCACAGCAACUCUUCAGUCAUGCUGCCCAACCUGGGCUCCCGCAGGUUCCAGCCGGCUCUGCUCGACCUCUCCUCGGUCGAAGAUCAUAACACCCAAUACUUCAACUUUGUGGAGCUGCCAGCUGCUGCACUGAAAUUUAUGCCCAAGCCGGUCUUUGUGCCUGACGUGGCGCUCAUCACUAACAGGUUCAACCCAGACAACUUGAUGCACGUCUUUCAUGAUGACCUCCUUCCCAUCUAUUAUACCAUGCAGCAGUUCCCCGAUUUGGAUUUGGAGGCACGGCUCUUCUUCAUGGAAGGGUGGAGUGAAGGCGUUCACUUUGAUCUUUACAAGUUGCUGAGUAACAAGCAGCCGCUUCUCAGGGAGCAGCUUAAAACCUUGGGCAGGCUUAUCUGCUUUACGAAAUCGUAUGUGGGACUGUCCAAAAUUACCACUUGGUAUCAGUAUGGAUUUGUCCAGCCACAAGGGCCAAAGGCUAACAUCUUGGUUUCUGGUAACGAGAUCAGGCAGUUCACCAAGUUCAUGAUGGGGAAGCUGAACAUCAGUUUGGAGGAAAGCUCCAGUGAGGAGUACAUCAUAGUGUUCAGUCGAACGAUCAACAGACUUAUCCUAAAUGAGGCAGAACUAAUCCUGGCACUAGCCCAGGAGUUUCAAAUGAAAACCAUUACUGUCUCUCUGGAGGAACAUUCAUUUUCUGACAUCGUCCGGCUGAUCAGUAAUGCGUCCAUGCUGGUCAGCAUGCAUGGGGCCCAAUUAGUGAUGUCUCUCUUCCUGCCAAGAGGUGCCACGGUGGUGGAGCUCUUUCCUUAUGCUAUCAACCCUGAACACUAUACCCCUUACAAAACCCUGGCAACCCUUCCUGGCAUGGACCUGCAGUACAUUGCCUGGCAGAACACCGACAGGGAAGACACUGUUACCUACCCAGACAGACCAUGGGAUCAGGGCGGGAUUGCUCAUCUGGACAAAGCUGAGCAGGAGCGCAUCAUUAAGAAUACAGAGGUGCCGCGACACCUCUGCUGCCGCAACCCCGAAUGGCUCUUCCGUGCCUACCAGGACACAAAGGUGAACAUCCCUUCUCUCAUUCAUGUGAUCAGGCAGACUGUGAAGUCUAAGCCUGGGCCCAAGAAACAGAAGUGGUCCGGUGGCCUCUACCCUGGCAAGGUGAGGGAUGCCAAGUGCCAAGCCUCUGUCCAGGGCACAAGCGAAGCUAAACUUGCCGUGUCCUGGCAGAUCCCCUGGAACCUUAAGUAUCUGAAGGUCAGAGAAGUGAAAUAUGAAGUGUGGAUACAAGAGCAAGGGGAAAACACUUACAUGCCUUAUAUAUUGUCCCAUCAGAAUCACACCUUCUCAGAAAACAUUAAGCCUUUCACAAUAUACCUGGUGUGGAUACGCUGCAUCUUCAACAAAAAUCUCCUGGGACCUUUUGCAGAUGUGCUCUUGUGUAGUACAUAACCUGUUGCACUACCUGUACAGCUCUGCCCUGCUCUCCACUCCAUCUGUGGUUUAAAACUUACUGUCUUGUAGUUUGUAGAGGGCUGAAGAGGACUAGAGUGUACCAGUGCCUAAGUGUCCAUCUGAUUGCAUUUCAUGUGUGUUCUUUAAAUGGUAUUUAUUUUCAGUGAAUGUUUAAAAAGCAAAAACAAAAAUCCUGUUCUUCAGCGUAACUUGCAGAGGCUGUUACAUGCUGAAUACAAGUAAUUGAAAACAGAAUAGCAGUGAAUUGUGUGUAGCUUGGUAGUGAUUUGACUGUUUCUAUUGUGUGGUGAGUAUUUAAGUACAGCAUUAAACUGCAAUUAAUUCCAUGGCUAGGUGGGCAAUUUUCAUGAGCUUUUUUCAUUGUAAGUUAUUUUUUUCAAUAACUCUUGUCUGUACCCUUUGAGUUAAAGAUUUGGUACGAAAGCCUUCAUUAAACUGCUGUAAACCUC
Molecule: messenger RNA, 3370 nt
Organism: Struthio camelus australis
Lineage: Eukaryota; Metazoa; Chordata; Aves; Struthioniformes; Struthionidae
Gene: POMGNT2
Product: protein O-linked mannose N-acetylglucosaminyltransferase 2 (beta 1,4-)
Biological process (GO): protein O-linked glycosylation via mannose
Cellular component (GO): endoplasmic reticulum
Molecular function (GO): protein O-acetylglucosaminyltransferase activity; protein binding
Source: RefSeq, a predicted model, not a curated record